AACACGUAAAACCGGGGGCGAAGGGAGCGGAAGAGGCCGAACCUUCUUCCCUGAUCAUCAUCCUGUUCGCGUUCCUGCGAUCAGCAGAGGCGUGUCCCGUUAGGGCCGCCGUACCUCCUAUCGAUGUGGCCUGCGCUCGGAGUGCUUCCACGUCAGCUGGAGCAGGCAGCGGCGCCAGGAGGACCAGGAAGGCGGGGGGGGGGGACGAGCCACUCCGGUGAGCUUAGGAGGUGGCCGCGAGGAGUCGGUGACCGUCUUUCGAGUCCGGGACGCCGCGCCGAGGUUUCAUAAGCCAUUCCCCCCCCAAAAUUCUUGCAUUUUGGGUGCCUUUGUAAAGAAACACCAUGACAGCUGCAGAAAAUGUCUGCUAUACGUUAAUCAAUGUCCCAAUGGACUCAGAACCACCAUCUGAAAUUACCUUAAAGAAUGACUUGGAAAAGGGAGAUGUGAAGUCCAAGACGGAGGCCUUGAAGAAAGUAAUCAUAAUGAUCUUAAAUGGUGAAAAGUUGCCUGGACUUCUGAUGACUAUUAUUCGGUUUGUGCUGCCACUUCAAGAUCACACCAUCAAAAAACUACUUUUAGUGUUUUGGGAAAUAGUUCCCAAGACCACUCCGGAUGGUAGACUGCUUCAAGAAAUGAUUCUUGUUUGUGAUGCCUACAGAAAGGAUCUUCAACAUCCAAAUGAGUUCAUCCGAGGCUCCACUCUUCGCUUUCUUUGCAAGCUUAAAGAAGCAGAACUAUUGGAACCCUUGAUGCCAGCUAUUCGGGCAUGUCUGGAACAUCGUCAUAGCUAUGUGCGCAGAAAUGCAGUCCUUGCCAUCUAUACAAUUUACAGAAACUUCGAGCAUCUUAUCCCUGAUGCCCCUGAAUUGAUCCAUGACUUUCUGGUGAAUGAGAAGGAUGCAAGUUGCAAAAGAAAUGCCUUUAUGAUGCUAAUUCAUGCUGAUCAGGAUCGAGCUUUGGAUUACUUGAGUACCUGCAUUGAUCAAGUUCAGACAUUUGGUGACAUUCUCCAGCUGGUUAUUGUGGAACUAAUCUACAAGGUUUGUCAUGCUAAUCCAUCAGAAAGAGCUCGAUUCAUUCGAUGUAUCUUCAAUUUACUGCAAUCUUCAAGUCCUGCAGUAAAAUAUGAAGCAGCAGGAACUUUAGUGACGCUCUCUAGUGCGCCAACUGCAAUCAAGGCAGCGGCUCAGUGCUAUAUUGACCUGAUUAUUAAAGAAAGUGACAACAAUGUUAAACUGAUUGUCUUGGAUCGCUUGAUUGAACUCAAGGAACACCCUGCCCAUGAAAGAGUAUUGCAGGAUCUGGUAAUGGACAUACUGAGAGUUCUUAGUACUCCAGAUCUGGAAGUGCGCAAAAAGACUCUACAGUUAGCUCUUGAUCUUGUAUCUUCCAGAAAUGUAGAAGAGCUGGUGAUUGUUUUGAAGAAAGAAGUAAUUAAAACAAAUAAUGUGACAGAGCAUGAAGAUACUGAUAAAUACAGACAGUUGCUUGUUCGGACAUUACACUCUUGUAGCGUUCGGUUUCCUGAUAUGGCUGCAAACGUCAUUCCUGUGCUGAUGGAAUUCCUAAGUGAUUACAAUGAAGCUGCAGCUGCUGAUGUGUUAGAGUUUGUGCGUGAAGCCAUCCAGCGUUUUGAUAAUCUCAGACUACUUAUUGUGGAGAAAAUGUUGGAAGUGUUCCAUGCUAUUAAAUCUGUCAAAAUUUAUCGGGGAGCACUUUGGAUCCUUGGAGAAUACUGCAGCACAAGAGAAGAUAUACAAAGUGUAAUGACAGAAGUUCGUAGAUCACUGGGAGAGAUCCCAAUAGUAGAAUCUGAAAUCAAGAAAGAAGCUGGUGAGCUGAAACCUGAGGAGGAAAUCACUGUGGGCCCUGCCCAAAAAUUGGUUACUGAAAUGGGAACUUAUGCUACACAGAGUGCCCUUAGUAGUUCCAGGCCUGCCAAAAAGGAAGAAGAGAGGCCUCCACUGAGAGGGUUCUUACUGGAUGGGGAUUUCUUUGUUGCAGCCUCCCUUGCCACAACUCUGACCAAGAUUGCGUUACGAUAUGUAACUCUGGUUCAAGAAAAGAAGAAACAAAAUUCUUUUGUAGCUGAGGCAAUGUUGGUCAUGGCUAGUAUUCUCCAUUUGGGCAAGUCAUCUCUUCCUAAGAAGCCAAUUACAGAUGAUGAUGUGGAUCGGAUCUCUCUCUGCCUGAAAGUGCUCUCAGAAUGUUCCCCUUUAAUGAAUGAUAUUUUCAACAAGGAGUGCCGGCAGUCCCUUUCUCACAUGUUGUCUGCUAAACUGGAGGAGGAGAAGCUCUCUCAGAAGAAAGAAUCCGAAAAGAGGAAUGUGACAGUUCAGCCAGAUGAUCCCAUUUCCUUCAUGCAGCUGACUGCUAAAAAUGAAAUGAGCUCGAAGGAAGAUCAGUUUCAGCUGAGUCUUUUAGCAGCAAUGGGCAACACACAAAGAAAAGAAGCUGCUGAUCCACUGGCAUCCAAACUCAACAAGGUCACUCAGCUGACAGGCUUUUCAGAUCCAGUCUAUGCAGAAGCAUAUGUUCAUGUCAACCAAUAUGAUAUUGUACUGGAUGUGCUUGUAGUAAACCAGACCAGCGAUACUUUGCAGAACUGCACACUAGAACUAGCUACAUUAGGUGAUUUGAAGCUUGUGGAAAAGCCAUCUCCUCUUACACUCGCUCCACAUGAUUUUGCCAAUAUUAAGGCUAAUGUGAAAGUAGCAUCCACAGAGAAUGGCAUAAUUUUUGGUAAUAUUGUGUACGAUGUUUCUGGAGCAGCCAGUGACAGAAACUGUGUUGUCCUCAGUGACAUACACAUUGACAUCAUGGAUUAUAUCCAGCCUGCUACUUGUACAGAUGCAGAGUUUCGUCAGAUGUGGGCUGAAUUCGAAUGGGAAAACAAAGUUACAGUGAACACAAAUAUAGUGGAUUUGAAUGAAUACUUGCAGCAUAUAUUAAAAUCCACUAAUAUGAAAUGCCUUACCCCAGAAAAGGCUCUUUCUGGUUAUUGUGGUUUCAUGGCUGCCAAUCUCUAUGCACGGUCAAUAUUUGGAGAAGAUGCACUUGCAAACGUCAGCAUUGAAAAGCCAAUUCAUCUUGGCCCUGAUGCUCCUGUCACAGGACACAUAAGAAUUCGUGCAAAAAGUCAGAGAGACAGGAGGAAAGAGCAGUCAUGGCCUGGGCAGCUCAGCUCUGAGCUCAGCCGUAUGAAGACUCUGAACAGGAUGGGAGGAGCAGGAAGAAAUGGAAUGGCCCUAAGUCUUGGUGACAAAAUCAAUCUCUCUCAGAAGAAAACUAAUUUAUAAACACAAGAAGAUUCUUCUUAUCAUUUAUUAAUUAAGUGCUUGGAAUGUUGCUUGAUGGAUUCAGAACAUCUUGUAUUUGUAUGUUCUUUUGUUGUCGUAGAAGCUGAUCUUUUUGUGCUGAAUGUGUUCCAGCAAAUAAUUUGUAGAUUCUACUUACCACUUGCAAGAUCAAUGUUGAUAAACCUUUACAUUUACAUUUCUCCUCAUUGCCUUUAGAAUUCAUGUUGUCUAGCCUCCUUAUAUGGUCUGUUUUAAAAAAAAAACCAAUAAAAUGGAUUAACUGCUAA
Hemicordylus capensis (graceful crag lizard) is the source of this 3589-nucleotide messenger RNA. RefSeq names its product COPI coat complex subunit beta 1 (gene COPB1). The record is from RefSeq and is a predicted model, not a curated record. The transcript is spliced from 23 exons. Gene Ontology annotation, cellular component: cytoplasm; COPI vesicle coat. Gene Ontology annotation, biological process: intra-Golgi vesicle-mediated transport; intracellular protein transport; endoplasmic reticulum to Golgi vesicle-mediated transport. Lineage: Eukaryota; Metazoa; Chordata; Lepidosauria; Squamata; Cordylidae. The coding region runs from base 345 to 3302 and encodes 985 amino acids. Gene Ontology annotation, molecular function: structural molecule activity.